CUCUAUACUCAAAAUGCAUCCUCCCUCAUUGCGCAGAUCUGGGAUUUGAUUGGGGAAAGCAGUGGGGUGUUAUUAGCGCAAGGGGGGAAAUAAUGGUGUAUGGUUUGUAUUAUUUGAAUUGGGCCUAUGACUAUUUAAAAACAAAAACAACAAAAAACACGAGUGCUGAAAACGGUUAUAUUCUUAAUUCCCAUUCCUUGCAUAAGGAGUUGGCAAGAGAAAAACAAGACUGGCACCCAGGCUAGGCGCCUUCGUUCAGCCCAUGACGUCAGCGUGGUUCCAUCUGGACCAAAGAUCUGGACUGGGGAACGAGCGGAAAACACUAUCGCUAAACUCAAAACUGCUGCCUGGUACAUUUGGCAUCCUCACAUCAGCGACGACAACCAAGUGACAGCUUUAUUCUGUUUUCUUGAUGAUAUGAUGGAGCGAUGCUUUAGUGUUAGCGGGGACAGUGGUGGCCUCACAGCCCCUGCUUCUCCCUCCCCUGCCCCUCCUGUGCCUCCCGUCCUCACCCCGACCCCCCCACCGCGGAGAGCCAGAGUGAGGUACCUAGCCAUGGUGGACGUGGGGAAGUGGCCCCUCUUCACCCUGCUGGGAGCCCAGGAGGUCUCCAGCAUCAGGCAGGCCUGCGUCUUCGGCAGCUCGGCCAACGAAGCCAUCUACAUCACCCACGACGAUGAGGUGUUUGUGUUUGGGCUGAACUGCAGUAACUGUCUGGGGACAGGAGACAGUCAGAGCACCAUGGUCCCUAAGAAACUAGACUUCCUCCAAGGCAAGAAGGUGGUCAGUCUCAGCUAUGGCAGUGGACCACACGUCUUACUGGCCACAGAAGGGGGAGAGUUGUUUGCCUGGGGGCACAAUGGAUACAGCCAGCUGGGCAACGGGACCACCAACCAGGGGGUGUCGCCCAUCCUGGUAUCAACCAACCUGCAGAACAAGAAAAUAACACAAGUGGCCUGUGGGUCCCAUCACUCUCUGGCCCUGACACAUGAUGGAGAGGUGUUUGCGUGGGGUUACAACAACUGUGGCCAGGUGGGUUCAGGCGCCACAGCCAACCAGCCAACCCCCCGCAGGGUGUCCAACUGCCUGCAGGGUAAAGUGGUGAUGGGCAUCGCCUGUGGACAGACCUCCUCCAUGGCCGUGCUCGACAAUGGGGAGGUGUUUGGCUGGGGCUACAACGGGAAUGGCCAGCUGGGAGUGGGCAACAACGGUAACCAGCUGACCCCCUGUCGCCUGGCAGCCCUCCAGGGUCUCUGUGUACUACAGAUAGCGUCAGGCUACGCCCACUCCCUGGCUCUAACAGACGAGGGCCUGCUGUAUGCCUGGGGGGCUAACACCUACGGACAGCUGGGGACUGGCAACAAGAGCAACCAGCUCAGUCCUGUACACAUCAUGGCUGAGAAGGAGAGGGGAGAGGGAGAGAGGCCCGCCGUAGGCAGCAAAAGGACAAGGGAAAACACUGAAGAGGCGUGGCACAGAGAGACAGACAGGAUAGUGGAGAUCGCGGCGUGCCACUCCACACACACGUCUGCCUGUAAGACCCAGAGCGGCCAGGUGUACAUGUGGGGCCAGUGUAGGGGUCAGUCAAUCGUGCUGCCACACCUCACACACUUCUCAAGCACUGACGACGUCUUCGGCUGUUUCGCUACGCCCUCUGUCAUGUGGAGGCUACUCUCCAUGGAGCAUGAUGACUUCCUGACUGUGGCCCAGUCUCUGAGGAAAGAGUUUGAUAGCCCGGAGACGUCCGAUCUCAAGUUCAGCGUGGAUGGGAAAUACAUCCACGUACACAAGGCCGUGCUCAAGAUCCGGUGUGAACACUUCCGCUCCAUGUUCCAGUCCCACUGGACUGAGGACAUGAAGGAGGUGAUCGAGAUCGACCAGUUCUCCUACCCAGUCUACCGCUCCUUCCUGGAGUUCCUCUACACUGACAAUGUAGACCUGCCCCCAGAGGACGCCAUCGGCCUGUUGGACCUGGCCACAUCCUACUGUGAGAACCGUCUGAAGCGCCUGUGUCAACACAUCAUCAAGAGAGGCAUCACCGUGGAGAACGCCUUCUCUCUGCUCUCUGCCGCCGUGCGAUACGACGCUGAGGACCUGGAGGAGUUCUGCUUCAAGUUCUGUGUGAACCACCUGACCGAGGUGACCCAGACUGCAGCCUUCUGGCAAAUCGAUGGCAACAUGCUCAAAGAGUUCAUCUGCAGAGCCAGCCGCUGUGGGGCCUUCAAGAACUGACUGACCACUGACCAGCCCCGAAGGAAGGACGAGGAAAGGGCUAGCGUGAACUGGUUUGGCUUGACACCAUUUGGCCAUGGUAGAAAGGACAAAGAAAGAAGUGGUAUGAACAUGGAAACGGCUAGCUUGAACCGGGUCUCUAAAUUGCCAUAUUAUUAAUCCUUUGAGAAGACGUCUGGCGUGGUCAUCUGGUGGCUAUGGCCCACCUCCAGUUACACAGCCAAAGAAGCCAAUUCCAGUCCCUGCCUAUGCGCCUAAUAUUCCACAUAGACAGGUGGCGCUGUGGGGAGGAGAGGAAGUUCCUCUGCCAGUCAAAACAGUGACAUCAGAGGUCAUUGUCUGUCACUGCAUGUUUACAAACCUGCUAAAUGGCAUCAGACUGCUCAGUUAGCACCAGUUUAAUUGGAGGACCAUUGAUCUAGCUUAAGAUGGACACUGUUACAUUCCUGACAAUGUCUGGUGACAGCUAAUGCACCGAUGCAGGCGAUGGCAGUCAACCCCCCCCGAUUUGCAUACCUUUUUUUUGCAUUAAAGUUGUGUACUUUGCUCUACUGUUGAAGGGUUGGACGUGGCAGGCCAGAAAUAUAUUUUACAGGGUUGGUGGUUCAGAGCCUGUGUAUGUUUUGAGGAAAUGACAGUUUUAAUAUGAAUAGUAAUAUGCUGUGGACUGACAGUCAUUUAUUAAUUCAGGCACUUUAAUUCUAGACUUGAGAUGAACAUGGUGAUGUAAUGCAACACUGAGCAGGAACUUGGUUUUCAACUCAUCAGUUCUUUUACCAGACAGACAACAAAACAUUUGGACCAUAUAACAUUUGUUACUGUCAACUUUUUUAUUGUUACAAAAAAAUGAGGUAUUAUCUCAAUUUUGUAAUAUUACUUAUAGCAUUCCUUUGGUUAAGAUUUACCCCCCCAGUGUUUCUACUGAAAUUUGAAUUCAAUGCAUUGUAUUCUUCUAUUUUUUAAAAGUUGCUUAUGUUUAUUUUGCAAUUACAUUUAUUUAGAAAUAUUGACAAUUGUUUAGGAUGGAAACAGUUGCUAUUGGUGCCACAAUUCUCAACAUGUUUAUCGACUUGCAAGUCAUGAGAAGCAACCACUUUGAAAUAAACGAAACUACAUUUUUGUA
This is a messenger RNA of Coregonus clupeaformis (lake whitefish), 3355 nucleotides long. RefSeq names its product regulator of chromosome condensation (RCC1) and BTB (POZ) domain containing protein 1 (gene rcbtb1). The transcript has 14 exons. The record is from RefSeq and is a predicted model, not a curated record. Lineage: Eukaryota; Metazoa; Chordata; Actinopteri; Salmoniformes; Salmonidae. The coding region runs from base 418 to 2232 and encodes 604 amino acids. Gene Ontology annotation, molecular function: protein binding.